AUGUCUUUCUCGAACCACCCUCUCCAAAUUCAACAUGGUGAACACCCUAUCGGGGAUGGCCUGAACAGCUUUCGUGCCACGUUCACCUCGAUCUGUGAAGACGCGGACUUGCGCUCACCAGAUGAGGCCAUCGAUCGGCUUAAGCGGGAGGCCUACUUCCAUAGCGGCCUUAAAGACUCCAUCCUCGAUAGCCAUCUUCAAAAUCCUAUUCUCUCAGUAGACCGACACGCGCAGAAAAGCUAUAAAACUUAG
Messenger RNA from Penicillium paradoxum, 252 nucleotides. RefSeq lists its product as uncharacterized. The coding region runs from base 1 to 252 and encodes 83 amino acids. The record is from RefSeq and is a predicted model, not a curated record. The transcript is spliced from 4 exons. Lineage: Eukaryota; Fungi; Ascomycota; Eurotiomycetes; Eurotiales; Aspergillaceae.